AUGAAUUUCGACGAUAGUUCCAGUAGUGGCUAUGUCACGACGGAGACAAUAUACGGGACUCAUGAAGAUUCCCAUGUUGUAAUGUCAGAAAAGGUGCAAUCUUUAGCAGGCAGUAUUUAUCAAGAGUUCGAACGUAUGAUUGCACGUUAUGAUGAAGACGUUGUGAAAACAUUAAUGCCGUUACUGGUUAAUGUAUUGGAGUGCUUAGAUUCUGCGUAUCAAACUAACCAGGAGCAUGAAGUAGAACUAGAACUGCUGCGUGAGGACAACGAACAGCUGGUUACGCAGUACGAGCGCGAAAAAUCGGCAAGGAAGCAUGCGGAACAAAAGUUGCUGGAAGCAGAAGACCAUUAUGAAGGUGAUAGAAAAGACUUGACUGGUCGUUUAGAAGCUCUAGACAGCAUAGUGAGAAUGUUAGAACUUAAGCACAAGAAUUCCCUUGACCAUGCCAGUAGGUUAGAAGAGAGAGAGAAUGAACUCAAGAAAGAAUAUGCAAAGUUGCAUGAGCGAUACACUGAAUUAUUCAAGACUCACAUGGAUUACAUGGAGCGUACAAAGUUACUGCUCAGUACUGCAAGUGAUCGUAGUGAAGUGCGUGGGAGACUUGGCCUCAACCCAGUUGGUAGAUCUAGUGGACCCAUAUCCUUCGGGUUUGCAUCACUAGAAGGUUCAGUUAAUGUUGUGGAACAAACUGAAAGUAUCCCUGGAAGCCCUGUUAGUCUGUCUUCUUCACCACCAUCACCACCUAUAGGGUCAGAACUUGCUGCAGUGCGAACUGUCGAACGUGCUCAUCAAACAGAUCCAAUCACACAACAAAGUCAGGCAACAUCUCCUGUGGCGCCACCCAAUGCAAACACGGGCAGAUCGCAAACUAAGAGCGAGAAAAGAAGUGGCAAUACACUUUACCAAGAGCUGGCGUUCCAGGAGACUGAUGCUAACAUAGCCGAAGGAGAUGAGGGAGCUGACAUUACAGGUACUUGGGUACAUCCUGGAGAAUAUGCCUCAUCGGUUAACGAUAACUACUUCGGUAAAGAGGUGGAAAACCUAAUCCUGGAAAAUAACGAGCUGCUAGCUACAAAGAACGCCUUGAACGUGGUAAAAGACGACUUGAUAGUGAAAGUGGAUGAGUUGACUGGUGAACAGGAGAUUCUGAGGGAGGAGGUAGCGAAUCUUAGCUCAGCUAGGGAGAAGUUAAGAGAGCGCGUCACCCAAUUGGAGGAAGAACUUAGACAUUUGAAGGAGACGGUAAGCAGUAACGCCGGUGGAGAAAAUGAAGACGAAGCAGAUGUUCCGAUGGCGCAACGUCGACGAUUUACGCGCGUCGAGAUGGCUCGAGUGCUCAUGGAGCGGAAUCAGUACAAGGAGCGGUUUAUGGAGCUGCAGGAUGCCGUGCGUUGGACGGAAAUGGUGCGGGCGAGUCGCGUCGACUCCACAAUGGACAAAAAGAAUAAGCAGAGCAUUUGGAAGUUUUUUAGCAACCUCUUUAAUUCGGGCGAACGACCGCAACGCCCGCUAUCGACUCCACACCUAAGAGCUGUAGCAGCUCCAACGCCAGCCUUGCGCCAUUCUCGAACCCAAGGUGAUUUCCUUGAAACGCAGCUCACCGAUCAACACCACAGGAGACACGAGCGAAGCGAACAAUUUCGACAGGUGCGGGCACACGUUCGCAAAGAAGACGGACGCACGCAAGCGUAUGGCUGGAGUCUGCCCGGAAAGAGUGGACAAGGACAGAAGGGACCCAGUCAGAGCAUCUCCCUCUCGUCAGGGGGCGUGCCAGUACCUGUUCCUGUAUUCUGCAGGCCAAUAGCGGAAAGUGAGCCUCGUAUGACGUUGCUCUGUGCGGCUGGGGUGAAUCUAAAUGGGGGUGUAACUCCGGACGGCGGCUGCAUGAUCGGCGAGAGUGUUUUCUAUGCCAAAGAAAACGAUAAGUCUGAGAACACCAUGUGCCUAGCGUACGAAAUGAGCAAGGCGCAGUCAGUACACUCUCCCGAAGUUGAGCAGAUCAAUCGGCAGUUACAAUCAACGCACAGUGUCGAGCACUCCGAGAAGAAUCUAUCCUCACUCGUUUGGAUAUGUUCUAGCACACAAACAAAAGGGAUAGUUAUGGUAAUUGACGCGAACAAUCCUGCGGAGGUGAUAGAAUCGUUCUCGGUGAGCGACAAGCACAUAUUAUGCGUUGCGUCUGUCCCGGGUGCGAUGGCGGAGGAUUACCGAGAGUACGAGGAGCGGAUGUCGGACAACGAAGGAAAACGUCACUCGCAAUCAUUGUUCUGUGUGGGAAAGAGUGAGUCAGUAGAGAGUCAAAAUGGAUUGCCUGUUACUAUCAACUCUAAUGGCAACGGUGAAAAUGGUGAAAAAGAAGUUGUCGUCGGAAGCACGCGACUGGUGCAGGCGACGUUACUGACUCCACCCACUACUCCUGUUAAGGAGACUCAACCUCAGAAGGAAAGUGAUGCUCCUAAAGAGUCUACCGUUAAGAAUGUGGAAGAUGCUGAUACUGUUGCACCUGAUAGCCCUCCACUGAGCUCUACACCAAUUAAUGAAAUCGAACAACAUAGAGCAUCACCGGAGCCGGGUGUAGACGCCUUCGCGCAGGAACAAUCGAACGCGGACAAUCGUAACGACGUCCCACAAGACAGAAAAAUGUCUACCGUAAUGGCGACUAUGUGGCUGGGCACUAAGAGUGGUAACCUGUACGUCCACUCCGCUAUGGGCAAUUACAGCAAAUGUCUUGCAAGCGUGAAACUAAACGACGCCAUUUUGUCGAUUGUGGCCUGCUCGUCGCGUUGUAUGGUGGCGUUAGCUGAUGGUACGGUUGCUAUAUUCGCGCGCCUCGCAGAUGGACAGUGGGACUUUACUCAGUACUGGCUCCUAACACUUGGAGAUCCUAAGUGUUCUGUGCGUUGCUUGAGCGCGGUGGGAUGUACGGUGUGGUGUGGCUACCGCAACAAAGUCCACGUGGUGGACCCUCGCACGAGGAUGUUGCUGCACACGCUGGAGGCACACCCACGCCACGAGAGUCAAGUCAGACAGAUGGCCUGCGACGGCGACGGAGUUUGGGUGUCUAUCAAAAUGGAUUCCGCGUUACGCUUAUACCACGCCCACACAUACGAACACCUGAAGGAUGUAGAUAUUGAACCAUACGUGAGCAAGAUGCUGGGAACUGGAAAGUUGGGCUUCUCACUUGUGAGGAUUACUGCUCUACUGAUCAGUUCGGGCCGACUCUGGAUCGGUACCAGUAAUGGUGUUGUGAUAUCUGUGCCGCUGUCUGAAGGCUCUAGUCGGGAAUCGAGUGGUGGUAAUGCUCAAGCGGGAGUAGCAAGGCCUAAUAUACCAGGUCAUGCAACCUUGGCCUGCGCACGUUCUGCAAGUCCAACUGGCACAAUCCCGUGGUGUUCAAUGGCGCAAGCUCAGCUUAGUUUCCACGGGCACCGCGACGCCGUCACGUUCUUCGUAGCAGUUCCUGGGGCCUCGAAUUCCCCGGCACGAACUCCGGAAUCACCGCACCACUCCCCCAUACCACCACCGAUGCUCGUCAUAUCUGGUGGGGAGGGCUACAUCGACUUUAGAAUAGCGGAUUCAGAAAUGGAAGACAGCGUGGUGGUAGCGGAGGAUGGGUCGUCGAGUGGUCACAGCUCACUUGCGGAGAGGGCGACCAAAAGCCACCUUAUAGUGUGGCAAGUGACGACCGCCUAA
Molecule: messenger RNA, 3696 nt
Organism: Parnassius mnemosyne (clouded apollo)
Lineage: Eukaryota; Metazoa; Arthropoda; Insecta; Lepidoptera; Papilionidae
Source: the annotation of a GenBank genome assembly